Xenopus laevis (African clawed frog) is the source of this 2020-nucleotide messenger RNA. RefSeq names its product jun D proto-oncogene L homeolog (gene jund.L). The record is from RefSeq and is a predicted model, not a curated record. NCBI's taxonomy places the organism in Eukaryota, Metazoa, Chordata, Amphibia, Anura, Pipidae. Gene Ontology annotation, biological process: regulation of cell population proliferation; regulation of cell cycle; regulation of DNA-templated transcription. Bases 645 to 1547 code for a protein of 300 amino acids. Gene Ontology annotation, cellular component: nucleus; transcription regulator complex. The transcript has a single exon. Gene Ontology annotation, molecular function: DNA-binding transcription factor activity; DNA-binding transcription factor activity, RNA polymerase II-specific; DNA binding.
UAUAUAAUUGAACUGGGCGAAACUCUUUAGUGUAUAGUGAAAGACCGGAGGGGGAAAUAUUAAGCUUUGUAAACACCGAGACGGCACCUAUCUCGUUGCUGGCAGGCUAACAGGAACUAAGAGCCUACUCUGAAUCCAGUCAAAAACCUGGAACUUUAUGAAAGCGAAGGACUUUUUAUUGGAGUUAUAUUUGUGGUUCUCGGAAGCUGGCAGAAAGAACAUUUUGCUACGACUCUAGCAGCAGUGAAAACAAAGAGGGAUCCUGUCUGCUGAUGAGGCAGAGACCUACCCAAAGUUGCUCUAUGACUCCCCCAGACGUUGGAUUAUUCUCUGUAUGGUUACUCUUUCUGUAAUGGAAGUCCCACACAGGAUGUCCCACUUUUAAGACGAGGGAGGGGGCACAUAUUCCCCUUUGGGACACGUCUGAGAGUUAACAAAGGCUCAUUGGAUUGAUUGCACUGCUCCAUUACUUUGUAACAACGUACCAUAGUCCGAGUGGCUGGUAAGAGGAAGCAUUGAUUCCUUUCAGCAUUUUCUCUUUGGCAAAGCAUCAGAAGUUUUGGACUUGUAGUCAAGGGGUGUAAGCAAAAAGGGGUACACGUUGUGUCGCAUACACACCCAGUUCUACUUCGGUUUGUCAGGGGAUGAUGGAAAUACCCUUCUAUCAUGAUAAUGUGUUGAAUGUUCAUCAGGCUUCCCUCUACAUUUCUGCUCUUGACGCUAUGAUGAAAAAGGAUCUGAACCUUGACCUGAACGACCAGGUUGUAGCUAAUUUAAAGCCACAUCUCCGUGGUGGGGACGGCAUGCUUACCUCCCCUGAUCUUGGACUACUGAAGUUGGCUUCUCCUGAACUGGAGAGGCUUAUUAUCCAGUCAAAUGGCAUGGUCACCACCACACCUACUACUAGCCAGUUUAUGUACCCAAAGGUGGCUAGUGAGGAGCAAGAAUUUGCAGAGGGCUUUGUGAAGGCACUGGAAGAUCUCCAUAAGCAGAACCAAUUGGGGGUUCAAUCAAAUACUUUGGAUAUAAGCUCAGUUUCUGCUGGAUCUAGCCUUCAGCCUCCACCAACAUCUGAUGCUCCUGUCUAUGUCAAUCUUAGCAACUACCCUAGUGGGGCUAUGGGAACCGCUGUCAAUUAUAGUACUGAGACUGUGCCAUACCCACCACCACCAUCAAACAUGAUACAGCAACCAGCACCUCCACCACCCAGAUUGCAGGCUCUGAAAGAUGAGCCACAGAUUGUACCAGAGGUGGCCAGCUUUGGGGAUAGUCCACCAAUGUCCCCUAUAAAUAUGGACACACAGGAAAGGAUCAAAGCUGAGAGAAAGAGGCUGAGAAACAGGAUAGCAGCAUCUAAAUGCAGAAAAAGAAAGCUUGAGCGAAUCUCCAGACUAGAGGAAAAAGUAAAGAGCCUUAAGACACAGAACACUGAGUUGGCAUCUACUGCUAACCUGCUGAGGGAACAGGUGGCCCAACUAAAGCAAAAGGUCAUGAGUCAUGUCAACAGUGGCUGCCAGCUUCUGCCCCAACAGGUCCAAGCCUACUAAGCACUGGCUCUUUCAUCUAUUAUGCGGACCUAUCCAUUGCUUUACCUUACACCUCUAACAUUUAUUCCAGUUUUGAGAAGCUCACUAAGUAAAUUUAGUUGUGACUUUGUCAUUUUUGUAAAGAUUAUCGUCACAAAUGACCAAAGACUCUGGGGGUGGCCUAUCACUUUGGGAAGCAUCAAACCUCUCCCAUUACUACUGAUCAUAACCAAAUAGCAUCAUCUAAUGUAGGGUGACCCUUUAAAAGAAAUGUAAACACAACCAUGGUGGAGGAGCAAGGUGUUGGAAUGAUAUUAGGGCUGCAAAUUUCUUGAGACUGAUACUUUUGAGACACAGUGUUGCUGCAGAGUUUGUUUUAUUUUUUUGUUUGUUUGUUUUUCUUCAUGUAAACCAUCCUGCAUAGUACAGACAGAUUUACCAAUUUAACACCAUAACACAAACUGUAAGGAACAUUGAAGAGGCCCAAAACAACA